AUGCACCCAUCAUUCAUUAGAUUAGCUGCUACGCAAAGACCAAUUAAAGUAAUUCCUCAAUACAAGUACUACCUUAGAAGAAUACCAGAUGUUGGUUUGUGGUUUAGUGGAAUUGCUGCUUUUUUUGGCUGGCCUCAUGUUUGGGUUUGGGUUAGUAAUAAGAUUGAAGAUGCUCCUGGAAACAGAGGAAUGUUUUAUUAA
Molecule: messenger RNA, 201 nt
Organism: Lodderomyces parapsilosis
Lineage: Eukaryota; Fungi; Ascomycota; Pichiomycetes; Serinales; Debaryomycetaceae
Exons: 1
Coding region: 1-201 (66 amino acids)
Source: RefSeq, a predicted model, not a curated record